Ceutorhynchus assimilis (cabbage seed weevil) is the source of this 927-nucleotide messenger RNA. The record is from the annotation of a GenBank genome assembly. NCBI's taxonomy places the organism in Eukaryota, Metazoa, Arthropoda, Insecta, Coleoptera, Curculionidae.
AAAUAUACCAGUCUUGUCAAAUUUUUACAUUUUUCACUAUUCCCUCUUUUUCUAUUUACCCUAAAAAUGGCCAAUUCUAGUAAAGAUCAUGGAAAUGAAAUGCAUGAUACAAAUGAAUCAGCUUUACCAGAUCACAAAGCAUGUACGGAUCGGAUUCUCAAAUUAAACACAAAAGUGAUGACAUACGACUACCGUGUCCCGCUAGCAUGCGACGCCACCAAAGCAAUGGGGCUCAACUCUUACUUUUUGAAUUUGCGCGAAGAACUGCUCUGUGCAGGUAAAAUUAAUCUACGAGAAAGAAAAACGAAAAUGUAUAAAUUAUUGAUGGAGGAUUUUUUGAGGGAAGAAAAAGAAUUGAACGAAGUCGAUUUGGGAUAUAUUGAAAUGCAUCCUUAGUUUAUAAAUAAAACUGCAAAUUUUUAAAGCGAAAGUCAAUAUAUUUUAUUGAGAAUUACACAGAAAGUGCUGGCUAAUAAUAAAUAAAGUACAAAAAGAACACAUUAUUAAAUAGCUGUCAAGUGAUGCUUUUGUUCCAAAACCAAUUUAAGAAAAAUAUAAAUAAUUAUUAUGUAUAACACACAAGAGAAAAAUGCAGCAGAGAACUUUUAAGCUAAAGCCACAAUACAUUUUUUGAACCAUAUAUUUUUUUUUAGGACAGCUUAAAGCUUAAGCUAGAAGUAAAUAUUUAAUAUAUAUUUUUUUAAAUAAAUCUUUUGUAUAUAUAGUGAUUAUAUAUUUUUAAGCCUUAACCUUAAGAGUACUAGUUUUGGAAAAGGGUGCGCGUAAAAUCUAUAUAAUCCAAUGCUCCAGCGAUUGGUCGUUCCGUUUUCGGUUCCAGGAAAGGUUUCAUCCUGGCUACACAGUAAUCAGCCAUCUCUUUGGUAAGAUUCUAGAAAAAAAAUUGUAUGUUUAACCUUUAAAUCUUGU